UAGAGUUGAAAGAAUGCCACAUAGAAGUGGGAGGGUUGCCAUAUUUACAGCGGUACAAGAAACCCUCAUUGUGGAUAUGGUUCGUGAGAACAACCUCAUCAGACUCCGGGAGAUCAGAGACAAAGUCAUUGCCGAUAAUGUCAACUUUGAGAGCAUUGAUGUCAGCUUGGCCACAAUAGACCGAGUUCUCCGGUGCCAAAAGAUGCGGAUGAAACAGAGGAUAUUACAGUUGGACGCGAUGGCCAGACCACAUGAAUACCUCUUCCUGGAUGAGGCUGGCUUCAACCUGCAGAAACGAAGGCAAAGAGGCCGUAACAUCAUUGGCCAAAGAGCCAUCACUGAGGUUCCUGGCCAACGGGGGGUAAUAUUACUCUUUGUGCGGCCAUGGGUUUGGAGGGGCUUGUCCACCGACAUGCUGUCUUGGGUCUUACAACACGCAACGCCACAGUACUUCAUCCACGUCACAGGCCACAUUUUGUCUGGCCAGGCAACGGGGGAAAAAACCCCUGGCAAAGGGUACUCUGUACAGCUGUUUCAUGCGCAGUCUGCUGCGAUUGAGGACAAGAUCAACAGCAGAGAGGCUGACACUGUUGAUACCCUCAAAAUUGACAUGGUCCUCAAUUAUCUUCUGGUGAAUUUCAUGCAGUUAAAUGGCAUUGUUCUCAUGGACCAUAUCAACAAUUAG
This is a messenger RNA of Carassius carassius (crucian carp), 685 nucleotides long. RefSeq lists its product as uncharacterized. Bases 14 to 685 code for a protein of 223 amino acids. The transcript has 3 exons. The record is from RefSeq and is a predicted model, not a curated record. Lineage: Eukaryota; Metazoa; Chordata; Actinopteri; Cypriniformes; Cyprinidae.